This is a messenger RNA of Helianthus annuus (common sunflower), 2370 nucleotides long. RefSeq lists its product as uncharacterized. The transcript has 2 exons. The coding region runs from base 1 to 2370 and encodes 789 amino acids. NCBI's taxonomy places the organism in Eukaryota, Viridiplantae, Streptophyta, Magnoliopsida, Asterales, Asteraceae. The record is from RefSeq and is a predicted model, not a curated record.
AUGAACUCCAACGGUUUCUUUUUCUUUAAGUUUGAUUCUCAGGAUGGUAUGCAGAAGGUGCUGGAAGGUGGCCCCUGGUUAAUCAGAAAAAUCCCAUUGUUUCUAAAUGUUUGGACGCCAUCGGCUACUCUAAAAAAGGAUGGUAUUAAAGCAGUCCCUGUGUGGGUGAAACUCCAUAAUGUUCCUAUCGCGGUGUAUACGGAUGAUGGAUUGAGCUUAUUGGCAUCUAAGAUUGGUGUGCCAAAACGUCUGGAUAGCUUCACGGCUGACAUGUGUGCUGACAAUUGGGGCCGCAGCAGUUUUGCUAGAGCUAUGGUAGAGAUUAACGCCGAUAAUGAGCUCAAGGAACAUAUUUCGAUUGCUAUCCCGAAACUUGACGAGGAGGGCUACAUUAUGGAACAAGUUGAUGUCGAGUACGAAUGGAAGCCACAACGGUGUUCGUUAUGCUGUAUUUUUGGUCACAAUGACCAUAAUUGUGCAAAGAAUACUAAUGCAAAGCUUAAGCAGGUAGUGGUGGAUGAGGAGGGCUUUGUUACGGAUAAAAGGAGACUAGCUAAGGUGGGUAAGAAACAAAAACCGAAAGUUAUUUACAAACCAAAGAUUAAAAGUCAGCAGCCAAGUACGUCGGGAACGAAGAAUGACACGGGAUCUUAUACUACAUCAGGUAAUGUGCAUGUUAAGAAUAACUUUGAUGUGCUGGCCAAAACGGAUGAAGAGGAGGUGGUAGAAAUUAAGAAUCCUAAGGCUAAUCCGAAUGAAGAUAAGGGAAAAUCAAGUCGGCUGGACGACGAAGUGGCAGAAGUGAUUCCAACGGAGAUGUCAAACUUUAUGAGGAAUGUGAAUCAUGAUACACAAGCUGAGGGGGCAAGCACUCCCGGUCACAUCGAGUCUCAUGUGGAAGUUACGAAACUGGUUAAAGUUUGCAAAAAUGUGUUUAGAAAAUGGAAUUGGACUUCAAAUGGUGGUCAAUGUAGUCGAGGCACUAGAAUUAUUUUGGGUUGGGAUACGGAUUCGGUAGAUCUCAUGGUUUUGGCACAAUCGGAUCAAGUGAUACAUGUUCAACUAAUUUUCAAGGCCGAUAAGAAAGUUCUUUUUGGCUCGUUUGUGUAUGCCGAAAAUAAGUAUCAAGAACGGAGGGCCCUAUGGGAUGACCUAUGUAAGCAUAAUAGUCUGUGUUAUGAUAAGCCCUGGUUUGUGAUGGGGGAUUUUAACACGACUCUUCAUCAUGAGGACUCGCUUUAUGGGCCUUCGAAACAUACAAUAAGCAUGAGGGAAUUUAAUGAAUGUAUUCAGAAGUUGGAGCUUAUUGAUAUCAAAGGGCACGGCCUUCAUUAUACUUGGACUCAAAAACCAAAAAAUGGCGUGGGGCUCUUGAAGAAGAUUGAUCGAGUUAUGGGUAACUUUAAAUUCCUUGAGAUUUUUCCAGACGCUUAUGCCAUGUACCAGCCGUAUAGAGUGUCUGAUCACUCUCCGUGCAUUUUAAAGACGAACAUAAGUGUGGCAAAUCGUGCUAAACCGUUCAAAUUUCCUAACUUUAUUACUGCCAAGCCUGAAUUCAGAAAGUAUGUUGUCCAGGAAUGGUCGAAGAGUAUUGAUGGAGUUCACAUGUUCUCGGUUAUGAAGAAACUAAGGAGCCUAAAGCCGUAUAUGAGAAGAAUUUUAUUUGAUCAGGGGAAUCUCCAUACAAAGGUGGUUGAGUUGAGGAAAAACUUGGAUGACAUCCAGAAGAUGAUUGAUAAAAACCCUCUGGAUGCUAGUUUACGGCAAAUGGAGGUUCAAUGUCUUCAUGAUUUUCAAUCAGCGGCUUAUGAUGAGGAGUGUUUUUUAAAACAAAAGUCUAAAGUGGAAUGGUUAUGUGCCGGUGAUUCGAAUACAAGUUUUUUUCAUAAUAUGGUGAAAAGCAGGAAUGCAAGAUGUAAAAUUCAUAGUAUUGUGGAUGCUUCGGGUAAUCGUCAUGAUGGAGAUGGAGUUGUGGAUGCGUUAGUUUCUCAUUACUCAAACUUCUUGGGGGUAGAAUACCCGGUUGAAUCGGUGAACUUGGAGGAUGUCUUUACCAAUGUUCUUUCGGCUAAUGUUGCGAAUUACAUGGUUCGUCAGGUUACUCGUGAGGAAAUUAAGCAGGCCAUGUUCAGUAUUAGUGAAAAUAAAGCCCCAGGUCCUGAUGGGUACACAUCAGCCUUUUUUAAACAUGCGUGGGAUAUAGUGGGUGAGGAGGUCACUAAUGCGGUGUUGGAUUUCUUUGAUAGGACAGCUGUUGAAACAAAUAAAUCACACAAUUCUGUCAUUGAUUCCAAAGAAAGAUACGGCGGAUUCAGUAUUGGACUAUCGUCCAAUUUCAUGUUGCAAUGUUCUGUACAAGUGCAUAAGUAA